This is a messenger RNA of Grammomys surdaster, 1002 nucleotides long. Its product is annotated as HLA class I histocompatibility antigen, A-25 alpha chain-like. NCBI's taxonomy places the organism in Eukaryota, Metazoa, Chordata, Mammalia, Rodentia, Muridae. Gene Ontology annotation, cellular component: external side of plasma membrane. Gene Ontology annotation, molecular function: peptide antigen binding; signaling receptor binding. The record is from RefSeq and is a predicted model, not a curated record. The transcript is spliced from 5 exons. Bases 1 to 1002 code for a protein of 333 amino acids. Gene Ontology annotation, biological process: antigen processing and presentation of endogenous peptide antigen via MHC class I via ER pathway, TAP-independent; immune response; positive regulation of T cell mediated cytotoxicity.
AUGAGGAACCCUGCACCCUGUGCCCUCCUCCUCCUGUUGGUGGCAUUGGCCCUGACCCAGUAUUGUGCAGGCUCACACUGGCUGCAGACUUUCAACAUUAUGAUUUUGGAGUAUGGCAUUUGGGAACCCCGGUUCAUCCAGGUCGGCUAUGUAGACUCUAUACAGUUCCAGGGAUUCGACAGCAAAGGAGGGACUGCAAGGAUGCAACCUCGGGCUGCUUGGAUGGGGCAGGAGCCACCUGAAUAUUGGGAGAAGGAGACAGAAGAAGCCUUGCUUUUGUCAGAGAGAGAUCGACAACUUCUUAGGAUCAUGAAGCAUCAUAGUGACCAGAGGCUGAAUGGGGGUGGGGCAGAUUAUCACACCCUGCAGGAAGUGUUUGGCUGCAAUGUGGCAAAUGAUGGACGCUUCCUCCGUGGUCACUACCGGCUUGCAUACUAUGGCUAUGAUUACAUCAUCCUGAAUGAGAACCUGAGCUCUUGGACAGCAGAGGGCAAGGCAGUUAAAAACCUCUUGAACUCCUGGGAGGCCGAGGCAGAACGUUGGAGGACUUACCUGCAAGAGGACUGCAUGGAAAGGCUUCUAAGAUGCCUGGACCUUGGAAAGGAGACUUUGCUGCGCUCUGAGGCCCCCCAAACACUUGUGACCCACCGAGUAAGACCUGAAGGCAAUGUCACCCUGAGGUGCUGGGCCCUGGGCUUCUACCCAGCUGACAUCACCCUGAUCUGGCAGAGGGAUGGGAACAACCACACCCAGGACAUGGAGCUGCCAGACACCAGGCCUGCAGGGGAUGGAACCUUCCAGAAGUGGGCAGCUGUGGUGGUUCCUUCUGGAGAAGAGCUGAGAUACACCUGUCAUGUGCACCAUGAAGGCUUACCUGAGCCUCUCACUCUGAAAUGGGAGCCUCCUGCACCAAGGAUCCCCAUCAUGGAAAUUCUUAUUGGCCUGGUUCUUGGAACUUUGGUGGUGGGAACUGUGGUGAUUUUUCUGGUGUGGAAGAAAUAA